UGCAGCCUGCAGAGUCACAUGUGAGUGUGUCAUGUGAUAAUUGAAUUGUGAGCAGAGAGAAAAACAGCCUCUCACAGCCUCUGCUUUGUGCCCUGGAUGUCUGCAGCUGCAGUGAAGACCACAUAUAUGUGACCGGCCUGGACUCACUGCACCAAACACAACAGGAGGUGUCACAGGAGCAGCUCAGGGCUCUUUGUUCAUAAACACAGGAGUCACCUGAUGAUGAUGAUGAUGACCGUGCGGAUGGGGAUCCUGCUUUUAGCUCUGCUGGGCCUCAGCGCAGCGCUCGUCUGUCCUGAUGGAGGCAUGUGUGAGGACAAAAACACCUGCUGCAAGAACACCGUGGGAGGAUACGGAUGCUGCCCGCUUCCUCAUGCUGAGUGUUGUUCAGAUCACCUCCACUGCUGCUACAAGGGGACCAUUUGUGACCUCGCCCACUCAAAGUGUGUGAACAAGACCGUUUCUCUGCCCUGGGUCAGACGAGUCCCCGCCAAACAGGCCCCCCUCAUCCCUCAGCUGGAGGAGUCAGUAAAAGCAGUCAUUUGUCCGGACAAGGCGUCCGAGUGUCCCGAUGAUACCACCUGCUGUCAGCUCCUGGACGGCUCCUGGGGCUGCUGUCCAUUAGCGAAGGCGGUGUGUUGUGAGGAUAAACUGCACUGCUGCCCAGAGGGAACAAAGUGUGAUAUCGCUCAUUCGAGGUGUGUGUCUGCCUCUCUGGAGUCCUUCCCCCUGCUGGAGAAAAUACCUGCGAGGAGGAGAGACAAUGACACAGCUCUGACAGUCACUGCAGUAACGUGUCCAGGCGGGAAGAGCAGCUGUCCUGAUAGCUACACCUGCUGCCUGCUGUCCAGUGGAGACUACGGCUGCUGCCCGUACCCAGAGGCCAUAUGCUGCAGCGAUCAUCUCCACUGUUGCCCGAGCAGCACGAUCUGCGACCUGGAGCACGGCGUCUGCAAGUCUGGUGAGGAACGCUUCCCGCUGCUGAAGAAGAUCGCAGCCGUCCUCAACGACGUUAUGUGUCCGGAUAAGAAGUCGGCGUGUCCGGAUGAGAUGACGUGUUGCCAGACGGACAGCGGCUCGUACGGCUGCUGUCCGAUGCCUGAUGCGGUCUGCUGCUCAGAUCAGGUCCACUGUUGUCCUGCAGGGACUCAGUGUGACCUCGUCCACAAAGCCUGUUUGACCCCACAAGAAGAGACGACCACGAUCGUGAAGAUCACCGCUGCUGAGACGGAGCUGGUACCCAUACAGAGGAUGGACACUUCCAAAGUGGGUGCUGUUCCCUGUAACGACUCCGUGGCCUGCGCUGAUGGAUUCACCUGCUGUAAAUCAUCCGCCGGGACGUGGGCGUGUUGUCCGCUUCCAAAGGCUGUGUGCUGCGAGGACCACAUGCACUGCUGUCCUCACGGCACCGUCUGUAACCUGGAAGCCUCCACGUGUGACGACUCCACGGGGAGCACAGUGAUGCCCUGGCUCGAGAAAGUUCCCACUUUCCCGUUACUGACAGAGAACAGCAGGUGUGAUAAGACCACGUCGUGUCCGGGGAAAGCCACCUGCUGCAAGACGACGGGCGGAGGCUGGGCCUGCUGUCCUCUGCCGCAGGCCGUGUGCUGUGACGACCACGUCCACUGCUGCCCUCACGGUACCGUCUGCAACCUGGAGAAUCAGAGCUGCGACGACCCGUUUGGUGUCUCUCCGUCCCUCCCCAUGGCGGAGAAGGUGUCGGCUCUGAAAUCGGACGUCGAGGAUGAGAAAUGUGACAAGCAGACAAUGUGUCCAGGUGGAACCACCUGCUGUAAGAAGGACUCCGGACAGUGGGCCUGCUGCCCCUUACCUCAGGCUGUGUGCUGCAGUGACCGAGAGCACUGCUGCCCUAAAGGCUACAGAUGUAACAUCGCCGAAGAGACGUGUGAUAAACCCGGAUCCCUCAGCCUGCCCUGGCUGCAGAAGAUCCCGGCUCUGCAGACCGAGAACGUCCCGGCUGUUUCAGGUUCUCCUCGGCCGGUCAGGAACAUGUGCGACGCCAGCACCAGCUGCCCGAGGGACACCACCUGCUGCUUCAUGGACAAGACCAAGAAAUGGGGCUGCUGUCCUCUGCCAAACGCCGUCUGCUGUAUUGAUGGAAACCACUGCUGCCCCAGUGCUCACACCUGUGAGCCUCACCGCUCCUCCUGCUCUAAAGGUUCACACGUCAUCCCGUGGUUCACUAAGCUGAGCGCUCUGACCGAGCCCAGCGUUGUCACAGAUGUUAAAUGUGACGAUAAGAGCAGCUGCGCUUCAGGGACGACCUGCUGCAAGCUGACGACAGGAGAGUGGGGCUGCUGCCCGCUGGUGAAGGCCGUCUGCUGCGACGACCACGAGCACUGCUGUCCUCAGGGAUACUCCUGCAACAUGCACACAGGGACGUGUGAAAAGACGAGCAACGACACCCUCAUCAUCAGCACCCUGCCUCAGAGCGAAGUGGAACAGCCCGAGCCUGAAGUCACAGAGGACACAGACCUACCAUGUGACAGCAUGGGGGUGUACCACUGCCCCGGGCGAGACACAUGCUGCAAGAUCUCAUCCACAGAGUGGGCCUGCUGCCCGUCGCCAAAGGCCGUGUGCUGCGCAGACUCGAAGCACUGCUGUCCUGCAGGAUUCUCAUGUGACAUGAGAUCUAAAAGUUGCACGCCGCGCUCCCCGCUGACCUGGGACUCUUUGUUUGGGGACAGAAAGAAAGACUUAACCCCACAUGGACUUUAAAUCUGCAGAGGUGAACCUGGAUCCAUCACACCAUCUCAUCCACAGCUUCUCUCGUCUGCAGACGGCACAGUUUGUCACCACGCGUCCUGUCUGUCCGGUCAUUAAUGGAAAUGUAUUCUUAAAGUUUCUGCACUCCUGUUUGUUUCUGGUGGUUGGUGAGGAGAAGACUCCAGUCCUCUCUGUUUUCUAAUGAAGUGGAUGCGCUCAGGUGACCCGACAGCCUCUCAGUCACUGAAACUUAUGUGUUAGCUUGAAGUGAGAAACAUUGUGCUGCAGCAUUUUAGUUUUAUAAAAUAUUUAUCACCGUUACACUCGCAUCCUGGAAAUACAAUAACUCAACCUUUAAAGACUUCAGAAGUUGAUGGGUUAUUCCGUUACUUUUAUCGUCAACAAAAUGCAGAAAAAAGACCAAAAUCAAUCUGAGCUGAUGUUUUAAUUAUAUGCAAAAUGUAAGAUCAGAACAGUUAGAUAGAAUGUAUAGUGAAUGGGUGGUUAUGCAAAUUAGAAUGUAAACAGGGUGAGCAGGACUCCAACACGAUCCUCAGCCACAACGGACGUCUGGUCGGGGUCCAUUGUCACCAUUGAUAGGGGCUUUGAUUAAUUGGAAGCAUUCCAUUCUUUGAUGUGUUCCAUUCUGUUACUCUUUGAUGUGUUCCAUUCUGUUACACUUUGAUGUGUUCCAUUACUCUUUGAUGUGUUCGGUUACUCUUUGAUGUGUUCCAUUCUGUUACUCUUUGAUGUGUUCCAUUACUCUUUGAUGUGUUCCGUUACUCUUUGAUGUGUUCCAUUACUCUUUGAUGUGUUCCAUUACACUUUGAUGUGUUCCGUUACUCUUUGAUGUGUUCCGUUACACUUUGAUGUGUUCCGUUACACUUUGAUGUGUUCCAUUACACUUUGAUGUGUUCUGUUACGCUUUGAUGU
Molecule: messenger RNA, 3660 nt
Organism: Notolabrus celidotus (New Zealand spotty)
Lineage: Eukaryota; Metazoa; Chordata; Actinopteri; Labriformes; Labridae
Gene: grnb
Product: granulin b
Exons: 18
Coding region: 220-2739 (839 amino acids)
Cellular component (GO): extracellular region
Source: RefSeq, a predicted model, not a curated record